This is a messenger RNA of Purpureocillium takamizusanense, 3333 nucleotides long. RefSeq lists its product as uncharacterized. NCBI's taxonomy places the organism in Eukaryota, Fungi, Ascomycota, Sordariomycetes, Hypocreales, Ophiocordycipitaceae. Bases 1 to 3333 code for a protein of 1110 amino acids. The record is from RefSeq and is a predicted model, not a curated record. The transcript has a single exon.
AUGACGACUCAACUUGAAGAUAUGAUGAAACAGUUGGAGGCGCUCCGUGGCCUCCUUGCCGAGGACGGCACCAGGUCUCACGUGCGGUGGGUGCACGGCAGACUCGAGGCGACCUGCCAGGCUGCAGUGGCCGCCCUAGCGGACGUGAAGAAGAAAGAGGAGAAAGAGGCUGCCUUGGUGCAGCUCCGCGAGAAGGUGGCCCUCGGUGCCGAAAAGGAAUUCGAGAAUGCCAAGGAGAAGCUUCUCGCGCACGUCACUCGCCUGGAUCUGGGUGAGCUGACGCGCAAGGUGAACAAGCUCGCCGAGGACGUGGGCAGCUCCUUGGACGAGGCCGACCCGGCCACCGGCGGCCUCAAGGGUCAAAUGUCCAAGGUGAUGGCGUCACUGACGCAGCUGUCCGCCUCAAAAGGCAAAAUGGCCGAGCAGGUGGACGAGGCGGCCAAGGCGCUCGAUGGCAUGUGCCGCGGCGACACGGCCGUCUUGUCGACGGCGCACUUUGACCAGCAGCUCUCGAAGCUCACCGAGAGCGCACGUGAGACGGGCAAGUGCGUCUCCGAGGCCCAGAAGAACGCCGUGACGGCGACCCAGCUUGACCAAAUAAUGGACAAGGUGGCUAGUAAAAUGGACGAGACGCGCAAGUCCGUCUUGGAGGGCCAAAAGAACGCCGUGACGGCGUCGCACCUCGACGACAGUAUCGUCGAGGUGGCUAGUAAGAUUGACGAGACGCACAAGUCCGUCUUGGGUGUCGGCAAGGGCGCCUUGACGGCGUCGCACUUUGACGAGAGAAUCGUCAAGGUGGCUAGUAAAAUGGACGAGACGCACAAGUCCGUCUUGGAGGCCCAGAAGAAUGCCGUGACGGCGUCAGAUCUUGGCCAAGUGGCUGACAAGGUUGACGGCGCGGUCAAUGCCAUGUUGAAGGCCCAACAGGACACGUUGUCCGGGUCGCACUUUAUCAAGGCGGCCCAGUCCAUCUCCGACGGCCAGGCAAAGGCCAUGGGAAAGGUGAGGGCGGUAGACGUCAAGGUCGACGAGAUGGCCAAGUCAUUGGGCUCCCUGAUUCUGGACCAAAGGGGCCUCGUGUCCAAGACGCACUUUGAUUCGACGGCUGUCCAGCAAGCGGGCGACAUCCGCAAGGUCGCCAAAGACGGCGCCAAGGCGGUGGACGGCAUCCGGAAGCUCAGUACGAGGGUGCGCUCGCUGGCCGAGGCGGCAAUGAAGUUGGGCGAUGGCCUCUCGGAUCUGGCGUCCGAGCAGUCGCUCAAGGACAGCCACGAGCUGGUGCUGCAGAGCCUUUCGGGCCUGCCGACCGCGGAGUCGCUGGACGGGAAGCUGGCUGACUGCAGCACCAAGGCCCAGGAGCAGGCGCAAAAGCUUCACGAAGCCGUGAUGCAAGGCCUCUCGAGCCUACCGACGGCCGAGUCGCUCAGCAAGAUGCUGGACGAAGACGACGAGCGCCGGACCAAGGGUGCCGAUGCCGUCCUCAAGGCCAUUGGCAGCCUGAACGAGGCGGUCAAGGAGCUGCCGACGGGCCGACAAGCAGAGGCGGCUUGCAAGAGCCUCGAGGAGGCGAUGGGGGGCAAGGACGGCCUCGCGAGCAAGGUCGUAGACGUGCGUCAGACGCUGUCCAGCCUCGCCAAGCCCGACGACGUGGGCCGUCUGCUCUCCGACAAGCUGCGCGCCCUGACCCUGGGCAAGCUGUCCGAGGGUCUGGACGGGCUGGCGACGGCCGGACAGACAAAGGCAAUGGCAGACCGCGUCGACGCGCACGGGGAGGCAGCGGGCAAAGGCUUCGAGGCCAUCUCGCAGGCCGUGUCCAGUCUUGCCCAGGACGUGUCCGAAAAGGCCACGGCGAGGUCGCAGGAGACGCUCGACAGGAACAUGCGCUCCGGCCUCGAGUCCAUGGGCAAAAGGUUCCGGGAGGAGGCGAGAAGCGCUGGCGGCCAGUUGAUGGCGAGGGUUGCCACGUCGGAGACGGCGCUCAUGCGCAAGCUGGAGUCGAUGGAGGCAACUGACGCCGACGUCGAGCAGCUCGAAUCCGAGCUCAAGGCCGCCAGGGAGGCCAAGGACGCCAAGGACGCCGAGGCGAAGCAGCUCCGAUCCGAGCUGCAGGCCGUCAAGGAGGCCAAGGAGGCCGAGAUCCAGCAGCUCAAAUCCGACCUGCAGGCCGCCGGGGAGGCCAAGGCCAAGGCCGAGGGGCGCAGCGAGGCGGCCAAGGAACAGCUCAGCGUGUUCCAGAGCAGCCAGCUGGAGGCUGCCGACAGGAUCGUCGAGCAGAUGAAGGAGCAGCUCCUUGACUGCCGCGGCUGCGCCGACAAGAACGCCACGAUUGUCAAGCUACAAGAUGCCGAACGCAAGCUGUCGUCCCGGGCGCACAGCCUGCGCGCGCAGCGCGAGGAGUUCAAGGAGUCCAACGGCCGCCUGCAACGCGAGUUGGCGGUGGCCAAAGACAAGGCCCGAGAUUCCCGUGCCGUCUCGGAGCUUGCGGCCGAGUUUGAGCAGGUCAAGCAGGUGCUGGGGAAGCCCCUCGAGAUGGAGAAGCUCAGAGCCACCCUUGAAGACACGCAGGGGGCUCUCGACAGUGCCAAUGGCCAGAUCUCAGAGCAUAUCAAACGCAUCAACCAGUUGCAGGGCUAUUUGACCACCGAGGAGGCGAACUACGAGGAGCAGCGGCGACGAGCCGACGCCCUCGAGGUGGCCGGGGAGACGUGGCGCCGGGAAGCCGCAACUCUCAACGAUGCCCAUGACAAGGAGCUCACGGACCUGCAAAACCAGCUCCAGGAGGAAAGGGACGCCCGAAACAAGGAGCUGGGCCGAAUCGGCAAGCUCGAGGUCCAGCUCGCCACGGUGACCUCGGAGCGAGACGGCUGGCAGCGCAUGGCGCAGGCGGCGCCCGAAGCCCAGGCCGCGUCGCAGAAGCGGGCCUCCGACUCGGCGGCGGCGGCGUCUACACCAAAGAGACAGCGGGUCGAGGAAGAGGUGCCGGUCCUCGCAUCGCGUCUGCAGGACCUGUCUCGCGCCCUCAAGGAUGUCGAGGUAGUGCCAGAGUCACGGCGAGAGUUUAACCUCGACCUCGUCGCGGCAGAGCUGGUCGUCUUGCAAGGCGGCACCGCGGACAUGGCCGCGGCCCUGCGCACCUUUGCCGGCUCGGCGCAACGAGGUGCGUUUUACUGCCACAGACUCGUCGUCCAACGCGAGGGCGCCGUGCGAAUGCGGCACCGCAUAGCCGUCGGGGAAAAGUGCCAACGCCACCCGGCACUAAGCGACUGCAUGCUGGUGCGGAUCGUCGACGACGAUAACGACGGGCAACCCAGGUUCGACUACAGGAAUGUGUAA